Lontra canadensis (Northern American river otter) is the source of this 3341-nucleotide messenger RNA. It is a transcript of the gene SEMA6C, whose product is annotated as semaphorin 6C. Gene Ontology annotation, molecular function: semaphorin receptor binding; chemorepellent activity. The record is from RefSeq and is a predicted model, not a curated record. Gene Ontology annotation, biological process: neural crest cell migration; positive regulation of cell migration; negative chemotaxis. NCBI's taxonomy places the organism in Eukaryota, Metazoa, Chordata, Mammalia, Carnivora, Mustelidae.
GUCAGAGGUCUCCUAUCCCCCUCAAACCCCCACAGGAGUCAUCACCCCAGGGCUGGCAUAUGGGUGAGGAGGCACCCCCUGGGGCCUGAGCUGCCCCGCACAGGAUGCCCCGUGCCCCCCACUUCAUGCCUUUGCUGCUUCUGCUGCUGUUGCUCUCACUUCCCCACACCCAGGCGGCCUUUCCCCAGGACCCCCUCCCUCUGCUGACCUCUGACCUGCAAGGUACUUCCCCAUUAUCCUGGUUCCGGGGCCUGGAGGAUGAUGCUGUGGUUGCAGAACUUGGGCUGGACUUUCAGAAAUUCCUGACCUUGAACCGGACCUUGCUAGUGGCUGCCCGGGAUCACGUUUUCUCCUUCGAUCUUCAAGCUCAGGAAGAAGGAACAGGGCUGGUGCCCAACAAGUAUCUGACAUGGCGGAGUCAAGACAUGGAGAACUGUGCUGUACGGGGAAAGCUGACGGACGAGUGCCACAACUACAUUCGUGUUCUUGUUCCCUGGGACUCUCAGACACUCCUUGCCUGUGGAACGAAUUCAUUCAGCCCCGUGUGCCGCAGCUAUGGGAUAACUUCGCUGCAGCAGGAGGGUGAAGAGCUGAGUGGACAGGCUCGAUGCCCCUUUGAUGCCACCCAGUCCAACGUGGCUGUCUUUGCAGAGGGCAGCCUUUACUCAGCCACAGCUGCGGACUUCCAGGCCAGUGAUGCUGUAGUUUACAGAAGCCUCGGGCCUCAGCCCCCACUCCGCUCCGCCAAGUACGACUCCAAGUGGCUCAGAGAGCCACACUUUGUCCAUGCCUUGGAGCAUGGAGACCAUGUCUACUUCUUUUUCCGGGAGGUCUCUGUGGAGGAUGCCCGGCUGGGAAGGGUACAGUUCUCCCGAGUCGCCCGUGUGUGUAAGCGUGACAUGGGUGGCUCGCCUCGGGCCUUGGACCGCCACUGGACAUCCUUCCUGAAGCUGAGGCUCAACUGCUCUGUCCCUGGGGACUCUACCUUCUAUUUUGACGUCUUACAGGCCUUAACUGGGCCUGUGGACUUGUAUGGCCGCUCCGCUCUCUUUGGGGUCUUCACCACCCAGACCAAUAGCAUCCCUGGCUCUGCGGUCUGUGCCUUCUACCUGGAUGAUAUCGAGCAUGGGUUUGAGGGCAAGUUCAAGGAGCAGAGGAGUCUGGAUGGGGCCUGGACACCUGUAUCUGAGGACAGGGUUCCCUCCCCCAGGCCAGGAUCCUGUGCUGGAGUCGGUGUGGCUGCCUUGUUCCCCUCCUCUCGAGACCUACCCGAUGAUGUCCUGACCUUCAUCAAGGCUCACCCGCUGCUGGACCCCGCUGUGCCACCGGCCACCCAUCAGCCUCUGCUCACCCUCACCAGCAGGGCCCUACUGACCCAGUUAGCUGUGGAUGGUAGGGCUGGUCCCUACAGGAACACCACAGUCCUAUUCCUGGGCUCCAACGAUGGGACCGUGCUGAAGGUGCUGCCCCCGGGGGGCGCCUCUGGAGGACGUGAGCCCAUCCUGCUGGAGGAAAUCAAUGCCUACAGCCCCUCCAGAUGCAGUGGGAAGCGGGCCGCCCAAACAGCACGGCGGGUCAUAGGGCUGGAGCUGGACACUGAAGGUCACAGGCUCUUUGUGGCUUUUUCUGGCUGCAUCAUCUACCUCCCUCUCAGCCGGUGUGCCCGGCACGGGGCCUGUCGGAGGAGCUGCCUGGCUUCUCAGGACCCAUACUGUGGAUGGCACAGCUCCAGAGGCUGUGUGGAUAUCAGGGGACCUGGUGGGACUGAUGUGGAUCCAGCUGGGAACCAGGAAUUCACGGAGCACGGCGACUGCCAAGAUGGAGCUACUGGGAGUCAGUCUGGCACAGGGGAUUCUGCUUAUGUGCUUCUGGGUCCUGGCCCUUCCCCUGAGACCCCCAGCCCCCCCAGUGAUGCCCACCCCUGGCCCCAGUCUUCCACUCUUGGAGCUCACACUCAGGGCGUGCGCCGGGACCUCCCCCCAGCCUCAGCCUCCCUCUCCGUCCCCAUCCCACUCCUCCUGGCCUGUGCUGCUGCAGCCUUCGCCCUGGGCGCCUCAGUCUCUGGCCUCCUGGUCUCCUGCGCCUGUCGCCGAGCCCACAGACGUCGGAGCAAGGACGUCGAGACUCCGGGGCUACCGCGCCCUCUCUCCCUUCGCAGCCUGGCCCGGCUGCACGGGGCGGGCCCAGAGCUGCCGCCCAAGGACGGAGACGGGGCGCAGAUGCCCCAGCUCUACACCACCUUCUUGCCUCCCCACGACGGCGUAGCCCCGCCGGAGGUGGCCUGCCUGCCCACGCCGGAGUCCACGCCCGAGCUGCCCGUCAAGCACCUACGCCACGCUGGGGGGCCCUGGGAGUGGAACCAGAAUGGGAACAACGCCAAGGAGGGCCCCGGCCGCGCGCGGGGCGGAAGCGCAGCGGGAGGGCCAGCGCCGCGAGUGCUGGUGAGGCCACCACCGCCUGGCUGUCCCGGGCAGGCCGUGGAAGUCACCACCCUGGAAGAACUGCUGCGCUACCUGCACGGCCCGCAGCCGUCCAGGAAAGGGGCCGAGCCCCCGGCCGUGGCAGCGUUGACCUCGCGGGCGCUCCCACCAGAGCGGGUUCCCACCCCCGCCCCCUCCCUCUUUGCGGGCUCCAGCCUCCUCCCCCGGGAGUGCGGACCGCCUCUGAGGCUGGACGUGCCCCCCGAGGGGAAGUGUGCUGCGCCGUCCACCCGGCCUGCCCUCUCCGCCCCUGCUCCCCGGCUAGGGGUCGGAAGCAGUCGGAGGAUGCCCUUCCCCACGCACCGGGCGCCCCCCGCCCUGCUCACUCGGGUCCCCUCGGGGGGGCCCUCCAGGUACUGCGGGGGUCCCGGGAGACAUCUCCUGUACCUGGGCCGGCCGGAGGGGUAUCGGGGCCGCGCUCUGAAGAGGGUAGACGUCGAAAAGCCCCAGCUGCCCCCGAAGCCUCCCGUCGUCUCGCCCUCUUCCCAGCCGGCUGUCCCCAACGGCAGCCAUUUUAACUUUUAAAAGGGAGCUGCGCCACGUCUUCGGAUGGCGCCCUUGAAGCCCGUGCCCUCAAAGGCCAAGAGCAUGGACGCAUCUCCAAGGACAGAGGCCCUCCCUCUCUCCGUGUUCCACACCUCCAGCCUUCCUGGACUCUGAGAGUCUCCCGGGGUCCCAGCCCGCCUCGGGUUUAUUUAUUGACGUCUUUCCCCCUGUCCUCGAGAGAGGAGUGGGAGGUGAGAAGCUCGCCCCCUCAGUGAGCCAGCUUUUCCGGGGGAACUGGCGCACUCCCACUCCCCCCUCCCUCAGCCAAGCUGCCUUAACUCGCCCCUCCGGGCUUCCUCCAUAGACUGGGCCGCA